This is a messenger RNA of Arabis nemorensis, 741 nucleotides long. NCBI's taxonomy places the organism in Eukaryota, Viridiplantae, Streptophyta, Magnoliopsida, Brassicales, Brassicaceae. The record is from the annotation of a GenBank genome assembly.
AUGAGGAAAUUUCCAAGAAGGUCCAGAGAAUUUCGCCCAUUUGCUUGCAGAGGCAUGCUGAGGUUUGUGGACGUUUUGGAGCAUAAGUGCCCGUUUAAGCCAGAGUACAAGAAUUUCUUCGGAAGGCUAAAGAGCUACGUGAGCUUCCUAAACUUGGCAUCCACGUCGAAAAACUAUGAUGUCGAGUUGAAAGGGCAAGCCGAGGGCCUUAAUAGUGCUAUGUCUGCACUGACUGGUAAAGGCGGAUCAUCGGUGGAUUCUACCAAAGUUAUAGAUACUUUAAUGUCAAUGGGAAAGACUAUGGGGGACAACCAGAGGAGUGGUUCACUAAUAAUGAGGUUAGGAGAAAGGAGAGAGCUGGCCAUGUCUAUGGCUAAAUGGGCACAAGUGAUCAGUCAAUUCGUUUCGAGUGCCGCAGCAAAGAGUGGAAGCUCUAUUGAUAUCUCAUCUUUAGGAAUUGAUGGCAUCGAUGCAGAAAUUAACUCAUCAUCUACUUCUGAAACUGGAACCUCGUUAAACAAAGGCACUGGCACCACAAAUGUAGGAUCGACCGACAUUUCAGCUGGAGGCCCUACUGGAAGUACAAACACUGGCACAACAACUACUAGUUGCACCACAGGUGCAUGUUCUUCGGGUGGUGGAGUAAAUCCUAAUGGUGGUAACUCCUUUAAAGGAUCUAUCAACUACAAACAGUCGUCAGACCAGAAAUCCUCCGAUCAAACCGUCACUGGCAGCUCCUAA